Penaeus monodon (black tiger shrimp) is the source of this 868-nucleotide messenger RNA. RefSeq lists its product as uncharacterized. The transcript has 5 exons. Lineage: Eukaryota; Metazoa; Arthropoda; Malacostraca; Decapoda; Penaeidae. The record is from RefSeq and is a predicted model, not a curated record. The coding region runs from base 136 to 648 and encodes 170 amino acids.
UGAAGAGAGUGAGUGACUUCCCUACUUCCCUCAUUAUCAUCACCGUCUUCUUCCUCAUUUUGUCUCUUUCCGUCUACCGUCCCAGAUUUUUUUUUCUUCUAGCAUCAUCAAGAAAUCCGUUUGUUCUUCGUCGUAAUGGCCAACAUGCUGACAUUCGUGACUGUCCUUGCCGUUGCGUUCGUAACAGUCAACGGCGCCAUUCGGGUGGACGACAAGCGUGGAUUCCGCUACUGCCGAACCCCCCAGCUUGCACAGAUUGAGAGCGUGCAAGUCACAGGUUGCAAUAGAUGGCCUUGUUUCAUUAUCCCGGGCAGGACUGGUACAUUCCAGAUCACCUUCUCGCAUAGCUCAGAAAUCCCCAUCAGCAACAUGGUGAGCAGCAUCUACGCCCGCGUGAGUCUGCCCGUGACCAACCUGGGCGCCGGCAACACCCGCGUGGCCAUGCCCCACGAGACCAAGCAGCCCGUGUGCCAGCUGACCACGCCAGGAUGCCCAGUCUACCCCAACACCAAGACGACCAUUAGCAAGACUAUCGUCGUGCCCCAACAAGCUCGUUUGGUGCGAGGUCCCAUGAUGGUGGAAUUCCAGGUGAAGGAUAACCUCGGCAGGAUGGUCACCUGCUUCAUGGCUCCCGUUUUCACGAACUAAGACCCCCGGCGGCGCACUCUUCUCUCACGCAACCCACGCACCUUUUUACCUCAGUACUCAUCUCCCUGGUCCAAUAACCGUGAUUCUCAGUGUCCUCCAUGUUGCUGUUAUUAUUAAUAUAUGUUAUUAUUAUUAUUAUUAUUAUUAUUAUUAUUAUUAUUAUUAUUAUUAUUAUUAUUAUUAUUCAGUUCUGUUGUGAUUUAGUGUCAUGUGAAUAUUG